This is a messenger RNA of Aspergillus steynii IBT 23096, 230 nucleotides long. RefSeq lists its product as uncharacterized. The transcript has a single exon. Lineage: Eukaryota; Fungi; Ascomycota; Eurotiomycetes; Eurotiales; Aspergillaceae. The record is from RefSeq and is a predicted model, not a curated record. The coding region runs from base 58 to 225 and encodes 55 amino acids.
GUGCUAAUAAUAAUAUCCCUAAUGCUCCCUUCGGAUCUGCAGGAUGUCUGACGGGGAAUGCAUAACAUUGCCCAAACCAGCGACGAGCGCGGGCAAGAUAAAUCAAUGAAUGGAACGAAAUUAAAAAUGAUGAGCAGAAGACGAUUCUGUGCAACCACCAUUCAGUCUCCUGGGAACCGAAUACAGAAAUGGUUAUCCAUCAACGAAAGGAGGGUGUGUACCUAGUCGGG